Messenger RNA from Adineta ricciae, 597 nucleotides. The record is from the annotation of a GenBank genome assembly. NCBI's taxonomy places the organism in Eukaryota, Metazoa, Rotifera, Eurotatoria, Adinetida, Adinetidae.
AUGGAAAGAAAUUACCAAGAAAAGAUCUUAGAAAUUUCCAAGUAUUAUCAAUGUUGGAAUUUUCCAGCAAAUAUUUUUGACAUGGCCUCGUUUGCACCAUUGUUACCAGUCGCUGUUUUCGCUGUUGCUGAUCUAAUGAAUACUAUGCUUCGAAACUCAAAUCAGCACCAAAGAGAAAAUGCAAUGCUACAUGAAGAGUUACGUUUUUAUUAUGAUCGGCAAAACGACCUGAUGCUUAGAUUUAUGGAACUGAUGACACAGGCCAGGCGUCUUCACAUUAAAUCGUUUGAAGAUCUAGCCGAACGAGAUACAAAAAUGAGAGAUACUUUAGUUCAGCUGGCGCUAGAAACUAAACCAAUCGAAAUGAAUGGUACUAAUAUCGCUGUUUUUGGCAUAACAUCAACUGGUAAAUCAACUUUACUCAAUAGUCUUCUAGGAAAAAAAGUUGCUGAAACAGGUCCUAAUGAGACAACAACAAAAAUCACUCCUUAUCCAGGUACAUCGUAUACACUGUGGGAUGUUCCUGGACGGAAUGAUGAAACAGUGUAUAUUAGUANAAGCUCAUGGAUAGAAGUGGCGCACAAAAGACAAGGAUAA